AUGGGGGACUUGCAAUUCGCAAAAACAUUUCUCACCUCAUUGGACAAUAAGCCGACAAAGUAUCAACCAGAUCAUGUUUUCGACCCAAAGACGUUCCAACUCCGAACACCGUAUACGCUCCCUAAACUGUCCACUCCACCUCAUCCCUCACCUCCCAAAGCAAAUCAGACAUCGAUCCCAGCUCCGGGGUCUGAAGCCGCUGCACCGUCCGUCUCUGUCAUUCUCAAAUCCGCACGAAACCCUAACAUGACAUUGACUCUGACAUCUCUCAACCCUUCGACCACAACAGUUCAAUCGCUCAAAGAAUCAGUGCAAUCACAUCUCGGUGGGCCUUCAGUCGUCGGUAUCGACAAGAUCAAGGUUCUGUUGAACAAGAAACCCAUUCCUCCGUCCAAGAAAACGAUCGCCGAUGCCCUGGAAGGUACUUCGUCAGAAGGCACGGAGGUAGAGUUCGGCGUGAUGGUCAUGGGAGGCGCCCCGGAUCCCCCACCACAGGUAACCACUCCCGUGCCAGUAACGCCGGCGGUGCUGGACUCGUCUCCAGAUACCAAGCCGCGCCCAACUUCUGAGAUGGAGGGCGUGGAAUCAACUCUGAGUGACCCUGUACAGCCCGGCAAGGCCAGUGGCAGUGCCGUGCUGGAAUCUCCCGAGUUUUGGGACGAUUUACAAGGGUUUUUGGCGCAGAGAUUACGGAAUCAAAGUGAGGCAGAGAGGGUACGAGGAAUUUUUGAACGAGCUUUCCAGAGCGCGAACUCGGCGCCUUGA
This is a messenger RNA of Exophiala mesophila, 765 nucleotides long. RefSeq lists its product as uncharacterized. The transcript has 2 exons. The record is from RefSeq and is a predicted model, not a curated record. The coding region runs from base 1 to 765 and encodes 254 amino acids. NCBI's taxonomy places the organism in Eukaryota, Fungi, Ascomycota, Eurotiomycetes, Chaetothyriales, Herpotrichiellaceae.